UGUUUAUAAUGCCUCGAAGGUUAAUACUGAAUAAAUUUUGUCAUCUCUUGUAAUAUAGAAUAUUGACAGAGAUUUGGAUCACUUUGUAAUUGAAAACUGAAUAUCAAUGCCUUUGUUAGCGAAAAAAGGUUCGGAUGAAAGAAGAGCUCAAAUCAAUAGUUCUGCAAAGAAUACGUUAAGUACUGCCAAUACAUCGGCUUCUUCUCGAGUGCUGUUAAGUCCGCAAAGUCAUGAGGCAAUGCUCGACACGGGUUUGGGUGUCUUCAGCACCAGUACUCCUCCUCUUUCCAGACAGAGAAGACAUUCAAAACUACAUUUAAGGGUUGCCUCAGAAAUCAGGGUUGAUGUGGAUCAGGAUUCUGGUCCACAAAACACCGUUAAUAAGGAUCGAUACAGAAUUGUAAUCAUGGGCUCCAGUGCUGUGGGAAAGACUGCAAUUGUUGAGCAAUUCCUUUACGGUUCCUUUCCAAACACCCAUUCGGCCACAGUUGAAGAAUUGCACAAAGGAGAGUAUGAAGUGGGCGGAGGGGGUGUAAUACCAUUGGAAAUAUUAGACACGAGCGGAUCGUUUGAAUUUCCAGCGAUGAGACGACUGGCCAUCUCUGCAGGAGACGCUUUUGCACUCAUCUAUGCGAUCGAUAGCUCCGAGUCUUUUGAAGAAGUGAAGCGAUUGCGCGAAACCAUACUUCAGGUGAAGGGAGACGUCUACUGUCCGAUAGUAGUCGUCGGCAAUAAAUCUGAUUUACCCGACGAUACCCGAGCCGUUAGUAUAGAGUUAGCGGAGUGUGAAUGCAUUGAUUGGGACCACGGAUUCGUCGAGUGUUCGGCAAAGAAUUGUCAAAAUAUUAUCAAUAUAUUCUCUUCGAUGUUAAUUCAGGCCAGACUUAAGGGCUGUCUAAACGUCACCCAAAUCCUAGCCUCCAACUCAUCCAAACAUUCACAUCAUUCUCGAGAUCGCAAUCAUGGAAGUGAAGGCAAUCGGACGCAUAACCAGCGCCGGCGUUCAAGUCUUCCCAUAAGCCAACUCUUUCAUCGAUCCCAACCUCCGCUCUCCGGCUUAGGUCAACACCAGAGUCGAGACAGAGAUAGCAUUGCAUUUCGCAAACGAAACAGUUGUACUCCUUCUUAAGCCAUACACUUUAUUGUUGACAAAACACUUUUCAGCAAUCAUUGCGAUUAGCGUUUGUUUCGUUUUAUAUCAAUACAUAAAACGACAAACAUUU
Messenger RNA from Medioppia subpectinata, 1223 nucleotides. Lineage: Eukaryota; Metazoa; Arthropoda; Arachnida; Sarcoptiformes; Oppiidae. The record is from the annotation of a GenBank genome assembly.